GUGGUUCAGGCUUUGCAUCUCUCCAACCUCACCUAUAUACUUUAUAACCUCAAGCAACAUUAGCAUCCAUCCAACAUCCAAACCAUGGCUAUGCCUCAUGGAACUCCAACUACAAAGCAUGUUAUCAGACCAAUCUGCAAAUCAGCUCAACCAUUGGAAAAUGGAAGAAGAAGCAUGUUGUCACUCUUACUACUGUCAUCAAUGCCGACAACAAUGAUAUCAGAGGCCAAUGACUCAAAAAAGACUCUUUUUGAAGAGUAUCUGAGGAGGUCCAGGGAGAACAAACAAAAGAAUGACAAAGAAAGGUUGGAUGAUUAUUACAGAAGAAACUACAAGGACUACUUUGAACUUAUUGAAGGUACUGUGAAGGAUAAGCAAGAAGAGUUGCUUUCUGAAUCUGAAAAGCAAAUAAGAGAAUGGCUAAAGAAGAAUAAGUAAUUGAACAUGAUUCUGUCUGAAGAAAAGCAUUUGUUAAUACAGCAUAAUAAUCUCUGUACUCUGUUUUGACAAACUAUAUAAUAGAAAUGUUUAGUGCAUUACAAAUGCAGAUGAUUGCCAGUUUAGAA
Molecule: messenger RNA, 566 nt
Organism: Dioscorea cayenensis subsp. rotundata (Guinea yam)
Lineage: Eukaryota; Viridiplantae; Streptophyta; Magnoliopsida; Dioscoreales; Dioscoreaceae
Exons: 3
Coding region: 85-438 (117 amino acids)
Biological process (GO): photosynthesis
Cellular component (GO): photosystem I
Source: RefSeq, a predicted model, not a curated record